Messenger RNA from Pungitius pungitius (ninespine stickleback), 2235 nucleotides. It is a transcript of the gene gipc3, whose product is annotated as GIPC PDZ domain containing family, member 3. The transcript is spliced from 6 exons. Gene Ontology annotation, molecular function: protein binding. NCBI's taxonomy places the organism in Eukaryota, Metazoa, Chordata, Actinopteri, Perciformes, Gasterosteidae. The coding region runs from base 66 to 1067 and encodes 333 amino acids. The record is from RefSeq and is a predicted model, not a curated record.
UCUUUGCCGGAGCAGUGCACUACGAGGGCUUCCCAAGAGGAGGUCCAUACCAAAGCUGGGGCCCAAUGCAGAAGGUGGAGGCUAUGAGCCCGCAGGACUCAAGGGCGGCGGGGGCCGAGGCCGUGGAAGAGCAAAAGGCCCAGAACCAGAGGCGGAAUCAGGGCAGCGGGGAGCCCACGGCGCCUCCGCUUCCCCCUUCGCCACCACCGCCGGGCCCGCCGGAAUACCCCAGGCCUAGACUCAUUUUCCACACCCAGCUGGCUCACGGGAGUCCAACGGGGCGCAUUCAUGGUUUCACCAAUGUCAAGGAGCUGUAUGGCAAGAUCGCCGAAGUGUUCAACAUUUCCCCAUCAGAGAUCCUGUUCUGCACCCUCAACUCCCAUAAAGUGGAUAUGCAGAAGCUACUGGGGGGGCAGAUUGGACUGGAAGACUUCAUUUUUGCUCACGUCAGAGGGGAGACCAAGGAGGUGGAGGUGACAAAGACAGAAGACGCAUUAGGCCUCACCAUCACCGACAAUGGAGCUGGAUAUGCCUUCAUCAAGAGGAUAAAAGAAGGCAGCACCAUAGACCAGCUGAAGACCGUAUGUGUAGGGGACCACAUCGAGGCCAUCAAUGACCAGAGUAUUGUAGGCUGUCGACACUACGAGGUGGCUAAGAUGCUUAAAGAGCAGCCGAGGGGCGUACCGUUCACUCUCCGCCUGGUGGGGCCUAAGAAGGCCUUUGACAUGAUCGGAAUGAGGACCAGAGCGCCAAAAUCUACUGAGGGCAAGAUGGGGAACGGCAGGGAGACGCUACGGCUCCGCUCCAAGGGGGCCGCUACAGUUCAGGAAGUGCAGAAUGAGUUUGAUGAACAGGCCACCAGGAAAGUGGACGAUCUUCUAGAGAGCUACAUGGGCAUCAGAGAUGUGGAGCUGGCAACCACCAUCGUGGAAGCCGGUAAGGACAAGAAGAACCCUGAUGACUUUGCAGAGGCCCUGGACUCCGUUUUGGGAGAUUUUGCUUUCCCUGAUGUGUUUUUGUUUGAUGUAUGGGAGGCUAUCGGUGAAACCAAGACUGGAAGAAUGUAGACCUCUAUAGAACCAUAUAAACGAGAGAGAGAGAGAAAUAAAGAGAGACGUCUGUUCUAAAGACCAUGUUAGGGACAGCAACCCUUUGCAGCCUUUAAGUUAUAAUCAUUUACAGAAAAAGUCCAGCAUCACCCUGAAAUUUGAAAAUUCUUUACAAUAAACACAAACAAUUGCUGUGUAGUUUUUAAACAAACUUUUUCUGAAAUCAAAGAAAUGAACCAUUAUUGUGGGGAGGCCUGAUCCCUUCUCACACACAAAGGAUAUAUAAAAAAUGUGUCAUGGAUAACAACAGCCAGCCAGUCAUCUAAGAAUCUAAGCAGUUAGAGAAGAAACAAUAAACAUGUUUCCUCUGAUGAAGACACACAGCGGAAAACAGGAGAGGAAUAAGGAGACUUUUGGGGGGAAAUAUUCCAAAUCAGGAUGUAUAAGUCUACUUCUCUAUUAAUAUGUUUGCAAACAGGUCAUUGUAUUUAUAAUAAUUCAUGUUUUUAAAUAAUUAAUUGCACCCAGUGCAACUCAAAAUGAUCAAUUAAAAAAAUUCUCAGACCUCUAAAUAAGUUUGAACUUAGUCACAACUAUCAUUGUAAAAUGGAAUGUUGUGAAAAUCAAAGCCAGGGGGACAGUACCCAACGGUCCUUCUCUGCAAUUCAGAUUUUCCGACAUGAUCAUUACGGUCAAACAGGAACCAGGCCCUCACUUCCCAACAUAUAAACAACCCCCCCCAAAAAGGUUAGGGUUUGGUAAAUAUGAAGGUCUUGUUGCAGAACUAAUAUUGAUACAACAUUGCAUCACGUAUUCACAUGCUUCAUCCUUUUGCCACAUAUUCUCUGGGAAGGAAUGUUUCUGGUGUGUUUCCACUAAAGAAUGUAAAUAUACGUGCUCAGUUUGUUUCAGUCCUCAUACUACAGGGUUACUAAGUUUGAAUGUUUCUCUCUCUGAACUGGGGAGUAUUUACCGAAGAGGCAAGGAAGAAUACACAAAUACAAGUUGAAGUUAAACAGUCACCUGUUUUCUGUCUCACAAAACAAUGUGAAGAAGUGAUGGAGUCAUUAUCUGAAAACAUGAAACACAGUUUGACUCUGGCUUCACUGUUCCAGCUACAUCACUACAAGUCUGAUGUUUGAUCUCUUUUAUAUGAUCACACCUCUCAAUGAAGACCUGAACAAUG